Messenger RNA from Notolabrus celidotus (New Zealand spotty), 3472 nucleotides. RefSeq names its product NLR family CARD domain-containing protein 3-like. The record is from RefSeq and is a predicted model, not a curated record. Gene Ontology annotation, molecular function: protein binding. The transcript has 10 exons. Bases 59 to 3196 code for a protein of 1045 amino acids. Lineage: Eukaryota; Metazoa; Chordata; Actinopteri; Labriformes; Labridae.
UUCCUUCAGUCUCCAUUUUGAGUCGACGGAGCAGAGAGAGAGAGAAACCCCGAACAGGAUGAGUGUUUUUGUGGAGGAACAGGAGGACCGUGCAGAGUCUGAAGUCUCUGGCCGUCUGUCUCUGAGGAGUGAUUGGUCCAAAGGUAGACCUCCAGACUUCAGUGCUGAACCUGGACCCUCAGACUCAAAAGCUGACUUCAUCAGACAGAGAGCAGAGUCUGAAGUCUCUGGACGUCUGUCUCUGAGGAGUGAUUGGUCCAAAGAUUAUCCUCUAAACUUCAGUGCUGAACCUGGACCAUCAGACUCAAAGAAGAGGAAGAGGAGUCCGGUCUCUGUGGAGGAGCAGCCGGUCUCUGUGGAGGAGCAGCCGGUCUCUGUGGAGGAGCAGCCGGUCUCUGUGGAGGAGCAGCCAUCCUGCGGUGCUGGACCUCAGACAGACCGUCAGAGCAGGACUUUACAAAGUGGUCUGCAGAGGGUUUUAGAUCAACACAAGACCAGUCUGAGGACCAGAUGUGAGCGUGUGACUGAAGGAAGUGAGGAAACAGGAAGUAGAACCCUCCUCAACAGGAUCUACACUGAGCUCUACAUCACAGAGGGACAUAGUGAAGAGGUGAACACCCAACAUGAGGUGAGACAGCUGGAGACCGCCUCCAAGAAGAAGAUCCUCCAGGACACUCCCAUCAAGUGCCAGGACAUCUUCAGAGCCUUACCUGGUCAACAGAAACCCAUCAGAGUGGUUCUGACAGUCGGCGUCGCUGGUGUUGGAAAAACCUUCUCAGUGCAGAAGUUCACUCUGGACUCGGAGAACCAGGACCUCAGUCUGGUGGUUCUGCUUUCAUUCAGGGAGCUGAACCUGAUCAGGGGACGGUACAGUCUCCUCCAGCUGCUCCAUGAGUUCCAUCCAACAUUACAGGAGGUCCCAGCAGAGACGCUGGCUGUCUGUAAACUGGUGUUCAUCUUUGACGGUCUGGACGAAAGCAGACUGUCUCUGGAUUUCAACAACACUCAGGUUGUGUCUGACGUCACACAGAGCUCAUCCAUAAACCUGCUGUUAACAAACCUCAUCCAGGGGAAUCUGCUCCCCUCAGCUCUGGUCUGGAUCACUUCUCGACCCGCAGCAGCCAAUCAGAUCCCUCCUUCACGCGUUGACAGGGUCACAGAAGUCCGAGGCUUCACUGACGCCCAGAAGGAGGACUACUUCAGGAGGAGGAUCAGUGAUGAAGAUCUGUCCUGCAGAAUCAUCUCACACAUCAAGACCUCCAGGAGCCUCCACAUCAUGUGUCAGAUCCCGGUCUUCUGCUGGAUCACUGCUACAGUUCUGGAGCACAUGAUGAGCACAGAGCAGAGAGGAGAGCUGCCCAAGACCCUGACUGACAUGUACUCACACUUCCUGCUGGUCCAGACCAAGAGGAAGAGGAAGUAUGCUGAGGGUCCUGAGACCAGUCCUCAGGAGCUGAUGGAGGCUGACGGGGAAGUUCUCCUGAAGCUGGGCCGGCUGGCGUUUGAACAUCUGGAGGAAGGAAACAUCAUGUUCUACCAAGAAGACCUGGAGCGAUGUGGUCUGGAUGUCACAGAGGCCUCGGUGUACUCAGGACUCUGUACAGAGAUCUUCAAAAGAGAGUGUGUGAUCUUCAAGAAAACAGUCUACUGCUUUGUUCAUCUGAGCGUUCAGGAGUUUCUGGCUGCAGUCUACAUGUUCCACUGUUCCACAACCAGGAACACAAAGGUACUGGAGGCUUUUCUGGAGGAUCAAGACAGUGAAGAAGAAGAAGAAGAAGAAGAAGAAGAAGAAGAAGAUGAUGAUGAUGAUGAUGACUACUCUUGUCUUGAACACCUCCUGAAUGGAGCUAUGAUGAAAGCUCUGAGAAGUAGAAACGGUCACCUGGACCUGUUUGUCCGCUUCCUUCAUGGACUCUCUCUGGAGUCAAACCGGAGACUCUUAGGAGGUCUGCUGGAUCACACAGACAACAGUCUAGAGAUGAUCCAAAGAGUCAUCAACAACCUGAAGGAGAUAAACAGUUAUAAGAUCUCUCCUGACAGAAGCAUCAACAUCUUCCACUGUCUGACGGAGAUGAACGACCUCUCAGUCCAUCAGGAGAUCCAAGAGUUCCUGAAGUCAGGGAACAGAUCACAGAAGGAGAGACUCUCUGAUAUCCAGUGCUCUGCUCUGGCCUACAUGCUGCAGAUGUCAGAGGAGGUUCUGGAUGAGUUAGAUCUAGAGGAGUACAACACAUCAGAUGAGGGACGACGGAGACUGAUUCCAGCUGUGAGGAACUGCAGGAAGGCUCGAUUUCAAACCUGCAGCCUGUCAGAGACUCACUGGGAAGUUGUGGCCUCUGCUCUGAAGUCCAACCCCUCCCAUCUGAGACACCUGGACCUGAGCGACAACAACCUGAAGGAUUCAGGAGUGAAGCAUCUAUCAGCUGGACUGGAGAGUCCGCACUGCAGACUGGAGACUCUAAUAUUGAGGAGCUGCAGUUUGUCAGAGAUCAGCUGUGCUUCUCUGGCCUCUGCUCUGAAGUCCAACCCCUCCCAUCUGAGAGAGCUGGACCUGGGCUACAACAAGCUGCAGGAUUCAGGAGUGAAGACGCUGUGUGGUUUUCUGGAGAGUCCUCACUGCAGACUGGAGACUCUGAGAUUGAGGCGCUGCAGUUUGUCAGAGAUCAGCUGUGCUUCUCUGGCCUCUGCUCUGAAAUCCAACCCCUCCCAUCUGAGAGAGCUGGACCUGAGCUUCAACAACCUGCAGGAUUCAGGAGUGAAGACGCUGUGUGGUUUUCUGAAGAGUCCUCACUGCAGACUGGAGACUCUGAGAUUGAGCGGCUGCAGUUUGUCAGAGAUCAGCUUUGCUUCUCUGGCCUCUGCUCUGAAGUCCAACCCCUCCCAUCUGAGAAAGCUGGACCUGAACUACAACAAGCUGCAGGAUUCAGGAGUGAAGACGCUGUGUGGUUUUCUGGAGAGUCCUCACUGCAGACUGGAGACUCUGAGAUUGAGUUGGUGCAGUUUGUCAGAGAUCAGCUGUGCUUCUCUGGCCUCUGCUCUGAAGUCCAACCCCUCCCAUCUGAGAGAGCUGGACCUGAACAACAACGAGCUGCAGGAUUCAGGAGUGAAGACGCUGUGUGGUUUUCUGGAGAGUCCUCACUGCAGACUGGAGACUCUGAGGUCAGACACCAUCUUUUACCUCUGUUGUAAUUGUUGAAAUGAUAAUAUUUAUAUUUUUGUAUUUCAAAUCGAGAAUUUGUUGAAGUUUGGUAUUUAAGUUGCAUUUGUGUUUUAUUUCACAUGCAUUAUAAGUCGUUUUGUUUUGAAUCAAUGGGGCUUUUAUUUUGAAAUCCCAUGUCAGUGAAGCGGUUCUCACCUGCCUCCUUCACAGCACAGGAGCAGGGAGGAAGACACAAGCUUCAAGCAUGGAGUUGUGUUUGUGGACAAGUUUUGAACAUUGUUAGCUCCUUUAUGUAGCAUGCAGCUAAUGAGU